Closterium sp. Naga37s-1 is the source of this 1794-nucleotide messenger RNA. Lineage: Eukaryota; Viridiplantae; Streptophyta; Zygnematophyceae; Desmidiales; Closteriaceae. The record is from the annotation of a GenBank genome assembly.
AUGCCUAGAAAUCCUUCUAUACGCUCUGCCGCACGCGGAUCCUUCUAUACCCCAACCUACCCCACCCCACCGCACCCCACCUUGCACCACCCCACCGCACACAGGGUACCACCAUCAGAUGGUUGCCAAGCUGUCCCCUUUCCUCCCGGACACACACUCUCCUGUCCCUCCCCCCAACCGCCGCCGGCGCCUCUCCUCGGUGGUCUCCGCCUCUGCCUCGCGCAAUGGAGCUAUGCUGCUGUCCUGCCAUCUGCACUGCAUGGCACUGGCAUCACAAGCAUGGCACGGGGCGGGGGCUCCUCGUGUUUCGGGCGAGGUUCAUCCCCAAGACAUAUAACGAACCUCAUGGCGCGUCUACUUCUCGUCGCGUCGUUCGCCGCCCUGCUGGCGGUGGCGUACGCAGGACAAACCGUCGUGACGGGACCCAACAACCCGGCGGUCAACCUGGACAAGGCCAAGGGCGACAAUGGCGUGGCGUCGGAGGUGCCUUCUGGCAUCGAGAAGGCUGCGGCUGCGGGCGGGCUGGACAAGUACGAGGGGACGACGAUCGUGAGCCCGAGCACGGACAGCAUGCUGAUGGUUGACGUGAAAGCGGCCGGGUGGAACAAAAUGAAGUGCCACAAGGACCUGGGCAAGCCCGGGGACGGCGCGUGCACGCCCGCCAACUGCAGCAAGGGCGGCAUCCCCGCCAAGUGGAAGACGUCGAACCUGCUCAAGAACAAGCUGGGCGUGGAGGUGUACGUGAAGGGCAACCCGCUGACGCUGAAGAAGGCGUCCCCGCAGACGUGCUGCAACACGUGCGCGGGGUACAGCAGCUGCACGUACUGGCAGUACAUCCCCGAUAUUACCAUCGACGGCAAGAAGACGGACGGCGCGUGCUACCUGGUACACGACAACAUCGACUACUCGUGCGGCGAGCUGACGGCGCAGUACGCGACGGACUCGAAGCCCAUCGCGCUGCAGGUGCGCACGGGCGGCGAGUGCAACCCCGCGGCGAACGUGGUGAACGACCCGCAUCUGGUGGGCGCGUACGGCACGCACUUCGACUUCAACGGGCGCCCCGACAAGGCGUUCUGCCUGCUGACCGACAAGGACCUGCACGUGAACAUGCUGCUGCGAGGGUACUACUCGGACGACACGGAGAACGCGGCGCUCGUUGUUGACGGCAAGGCCGUGCACACGUGGAUCAAGGAGCUCGGCAUCGUGUGGUUCGCCAACGGCGCCGACCACAAGGUGCGGCUCGCGGCGCGCGCUGGCAAGCAGCAGGAGCGCGGCGAUGGUUUCAUGAAGACGAUCGAGAUCGACGGCGAGGAGAUCCCGAGGAUGAGCGUGGGCGACGAGGUGACGACCGAGGGCGGUCUGACUGUGCGGUUCGCGGCGCUGGAGAAGGAGGGCCCGUAUGACGUGGACUACUACACGCUCACCAUCGACGGGCUCGUGGCGCUCGACCUGCGUCUGCGCGUCGCCAACCCCAAGCUGCAGACGCCCAGCGAGGCCGAGGCGCACAUCAACGUGGGGAUUGUGGAGCUGGAGCACACCGACGACGUGCACGGCGUGCUCGGCCAGACGUACCGCCCCGACCACGCUGCUCGCGCCGCCGACUUCCAGCGCCUGAUCGCGAACUUGCACCGGCCGGUGUCGGCUGACAGCGCGGAGGGUGCUGGGUUCCUGGACGGCACUCCCAGGCUGUACGAGUCGAGCUCCGUGCUGUCCGUGGACUGCGCGCAAACCGAGUACCACCGCGCCAAGCAGCUGAGCCCCGUCGAGGAUUUCCCCAUGGAGCCCCUCAACUAG